UUGACGAACGAAUCCGUUACAGGUCAGUCUUGUGACGACUUUCCUCAAGAACGGAUCGAAAAAUAAAUAAAAAAAAAUAAUUUUUAAUUUUAAUUAAAAAAAAACUUAAAAUGCCUCCAAAAGACGAUCCUGAAACAGCAAAAGUUCGCAAAGAAUGCGACGAUUUAAUCAAAAAAAUCAGGGAUGAGCAAUCCAAAGUGAAUGACUGUAAGUUGGAAGAAAAGUGCGGAGAUAUGGGAGAUGCACCAAGAAUACGUCUUUCGACGAAGAAAUUUCUCAAAGGUCACAUCAAUAAAGUCAAUUCCGUGCAUUAUUCGGGUGAUUCGAGACACUGCGUCACUGGAAGUUUGGAUGGAAAACUCAUCAUUUGGGAUUCCUGGACCGGAAAUAAGACGCAAGUCAUAAUGUUACGCUCGGCUUGGGUGAUGAGCGUCGCCUUUUCCGAAUCGGGAAAUUUUGUUGCUUGCGGCGGCAUGGACAAUAUGUGCACCAUUUAUGACUUAAAUAAUCGCGAUUCGAGUGGAUGUGCGAAAAUCGUGCGAGAAUUGGCAGGAUAUGAGGGUUUUUUGAGUUCCUGUCGCUUUUUGGAUGAUGGUCAUAUUUUAACGGGAUCAGGAGACAUGAAAAUCUGCGUUUGGGACUUGGAAAAGGGAAAACGUGAAGUCGAGUUCGAGGCGCAUCAAGGAGAUGUCGUUUCCAUAUCAAUGUCACCCGAUGGGAAGCAAUUCGUAACGGGAUCUGUCGAUAAAACGGCGAGACUUUGGGAUGUACGAGCCACGGAACCGAAACAAACGUUUUGGGGACACGAAGCUGAUGUCAAUAGUGUUUGUUUCCAUCCAAAUGGUUAUGCGUUCGCUACAUGCUCGGAGGAUAAGACAGCACGUUUGUUCGAUAUUCGUAGCGAUCAAGAGUUAGCAAAGUACGAAGCCCCAAAUAAAAGUUCUGGAUUCACUUCGUGUGCAAUGUCGUUGAGUGGACGACUUCUUUUAUGUGGCAGCGAUGACAAUAAUAUCCAUUGUUGGGAUGCGUUGAAGUGUCAACAUAAUGGUUCCUUGGGCGGACAUGAAAACCGCGUAACUUCCAUUUCCUUGAGUCCCAAUGGCAUGUGCUUGGCUUCCUGCAGCUGGGACAACAACGUACGCAUAUGGGGCUAAAAACAUCCUUUUUCAAAAAAUAUAUUGGAAAAAUUCGUUUAUUUCACAUUUUUUUGUUCGUUUCUUUGGAAUUUUGAUAUGUUGCGAGACAUACAUUCAGUAAUUUUUCAGUCAAAACGUAGAUUCAACAAUUUAUGGCAUAAUUUUUAAAAAUUAAA
Molecule: messenger RNA, 1312 nt
Organism: Culicoides brevitarsis
Lineage: Eukaryota; Metazoa; Arthropoda; Insecta; Diptera; Ceratopogonidae
Gene: Gbeta76C
Product: guanine nucleotide-binding protein subunit beta-2
Exons: 7
Coding region: 111-1154 (347 amino acids)
Biological process (GO): G protein-coupled receptor signaling pathway
Cellular component (GO): cytoplasm; heterotrimeric G-protein complex
Molecular function (GO): protein binding; signaling receptor complex adaptor activity
Source: RefSeq, a predicted model, not a curated record